AUGGCUUCUGACAAAUAUCUUAAGAUUGAUCGUGACUCGUUCCCCUACAUCUUUAUACAACACAAGGAGAUCCCGCUGAAAACAUACGACACUGGCUUCCUGCGUUGCAACAUCUAUCUUCCCGCAGAUGCAGCGCCUUUUGGCAGUCGACAGUACCCUGUCAUUGCGACCUAUGGCCCAUACGGGAAAGAUGUUCCUUAUAAGGUCUUCUUCCCCAAAUCUUGGGAUCAGCUCAACCCGGCAAUGAAAUCCGAGCACGCCGCCUGGGAAACCCCAGAUCCGGGCUAUUGGACAUCAAAAGGCUAUGUUGUCGUGCGGGUAGACGAGCGCGGCGCAGGUCAAAGUCCAGGAGAACUUGAUACGAUGUCACGGGGCACUAGUGAGGCCUUUUACGACGUGAUAGAGUGGUGUUCAGAACAAGAGUGGUCAUCCGGCAAAGUUGGACUACUUGGUAUAAGCUAUUAUGCAGGCACCCAGUGGAGAGUGGCUGCGAGAAGACCAAAAGGCUUGGCAGCCAUCAUCCCAUGGGAGGGUAUGAGCGACUAUUACCGCGAUCGUGUGAGGCAUGGCGGUAUACUCUCCGAUAGAUUCAUCAAAUUUUGGUGGGAGAAUGCUGUCAACAAGAAUCAGUACGGCAAGCCCGGUCGUACGGCCGGAGGAUGGGGUUCUGAUACUCUGGAUGGAGAUCUCGACGAGGCAUCCCUGGUCGCCAACCGACGAAACCAGAUGGAUGAUACAGCGAACCACCGGUUUCUUGAUGAGGAGUACUAUUCCAGUCGCAACUUUGACGUUGAGAACAUUGAGGUCCCACUCCUUAGUGUCGCGAAUUGGGGUGGAAUUCUUCUUCACCUUCGUGGCAACGUUCUUGGUUGGAUGCGCGCCUCUUCCAGAUACAAAUUUCUGCACUUCAUCGUCGGUCGGCACGAUUUGCCGUUCUAUUACAACCACUCCGCCAAGUUGCAGCUGUCAUUCUUCGAUUCUUUUCUCAAGGACAACGACUAUGACGGCUGGAAGACUGGUGAGCAACCACGCGUAAAGUUGACCUUACGAAAAGGUGAUUGCGGCGUCGACGAUCCGGUGCGUGAACUUGGGUUUCCAACACGCGGAGAGGCUGAUUGGCCAAUACCUGACACAAAGUAUACAAAGUUCUUCUUGAACGCACAACACGAGUUGUCAGAAACUCAGAAAGAUGAGAGGAUAACAAUCUCAUACGAAGCAUUGACCAAUGAGCCAGUGCAGUUCAGGCACACUGCUGCCACAGCUCUAGAGGUGACUGGCCACAUACUAGCACACUUGAGCGUCUCAACAAGUAGCAAGAACGGGACACACCCUACCGACAUCGACCUAUUUCUCACUCUACGAAAGUUGGCUAAAGAUGGAUCGGAGGUCUUCUACACAGGCACAAUGGGUGACCCUGUUCCACUCGUUAAAGGCUGGCAGCGUGUGUCAUUGCGUAAAACCGACCCCUCAAACUCCCUUCAUCGUCCGUACUUGCCCUAUCGAAACUACUACGCCUCGGACGUAGAGGAAGUGCAAGCUGGUGAGGUUUACAAAGUUGAUGUCGAAGUUUGGCCAACAAAUUUUGUAUUAGAGGCUGGAGAGACAUUGUUGUUUGAGCUUGCGGGACACGAUACCCAAGGUGUAGGCAACUUUUCUCACGAUCACCCCCAAGACCGGAAGACAGGUGUUCUGAGCGGGACAAACAAUAUCCACGUUGGAGGCGACGAUAGCUGGUUAUUGAUCCCUAUCAUUCCAGAGAGGUAG
This is a messenger RNA of Boeremia exigua, 1764 nucleotides long. Its product is annotated as Alpha/Beta hydrolase protein. Gene Ontology annotation, molecular function: dipeptidyl-peptidase activity. The record is from RefSeq and is a predicted model, not a curated record. The coding region runs from base 1 to 1764 and encodes 587 amino acids. Lineage: Eukaryota; Fungi; Ascomycota; Dothideomycetes; Pleosporales; Didymellaceae. The transcript is spliced from 4 exons.